GUGAAAAUGCUGCCCUUAUAUUCAUCUUUUAAUAAAUGAUAUCGCAAUUUUAAUGUGAUAUCGCACUUAUAUUUUGAUGAAUUGACAAUUUUAUAAAGCGAACGUUUAUAUUGAUAUAACUAUAACAUACCUAUGGCAAAAAUGGGCACAGCUGGACAGAUAUUGCCACCUUCAUGCCCAGUGGAAUCCCAAUACAGUGAUGAAAAGCUACGAACUAAAUCGAACUGCGGGUCUGCUCAAACAGAAGCUAGCACAAUACCAAUUAUAUCGGCAAGUGAUCUAAAGGUGUUGAGUUCAACGCGAAUUCAAUCUAAUAUUCCAGGAAAAGAAUAUAAUUGGAUUUAUCCAUCAGAACGCCAAUUCUUCAGAUCAAGUCUUGCAAAAGGUCAUCAAGUGGAAGCAAAAGUCAUCCCUACUGUAGUUAAAAUACAUAAUGCAAUAAAUGAAAAGGCGUGGGAACGGAUCAUAGAAUAUGAAGAUCUGCACGCUGAGCAUUGCGAAAAACCUGUGCUGGCACAUUUCAUAGGUAAAAAAGAUGAACUUUCAAUGAGAGCUAGACUGAAGCACUUCAUGGGAUACAAGCUCCCGUAUGACAGGCAUGAUUGGACGGUAGAUAGAUGUGGUAAACAAGUAAGAUAUAUCAUUGAUUUUUAUGAAGGCAAAGCACCUAACAAUGAACCUGUAGCAGUGUAUAUGGAUGUUAGACCUGCAUUAACUUUGGAAGGCAUUAUAGACAGAGCACGUCUAUGGUUUAAAAAGAAAUGGAAUUGACGUACAGUUUUACUAGACAAAGAAUAUAACAAAC
Molecule: messenger RNA, 805 nt
Organism: Babesia bovis T2Bo
Lineage: Eukaryota; Apicomplexa; Aconoidasida; Piroplasmida; Babesiidae
Product: Cytochrome c/c1 heme lyase family protein
Exons: 3
Coding region: 133-771 (212 amino acids)
Biological process (GO): cytochrome c-heme linkage
Cellular component (GO): mitochondrion
Molecular function (GO): holocytochrome-c synthase activity
Source: RefSeq, a predicted model, not a curated record